Molecule: messenger RNA, 5049 nt
Organism: Eriocheir sinensis (Chinese mitten crab)
Lineage: Eukaryota; Metazoa; Arthropoda; Malacostraca; Decapoda; Varunidae
Exons: 9
Coding region: 48-4061 (1337 amino acids)
Source: RefSeq, a predicted model, not a curated record
AGAAGAAGAAGAAGAAGAACCUGAGCGGCCGCCAUUACGAGAAGGAGAUGCAGGAAGGAGACGCGAGGGUGAAAAAACGUGGCGUCUCCUCCAUCCGUGACGCCAAGUACAGGGAGAAGCUGAGGAAAUCGGUGAACCUCCUUGAGUCUGUCCUGCCGCCGCCCAGGAAGCACCGGACGCGUCAGAAGGUGUACGAGGACGCCCUGGAGCUGACGGCCGUGCUGCAGGAGAGUCUCUUCCACCUGGUGAACCAACUGCGCAUCCAAAACCAGGAGAACAUCAGCAACUUUAAAACCUUCACCCCAAGCUACGUGCAGGCCUCCUUCACCAGCCUGGCGCAGACACUGGAGGGGGACAUGGAGAAUGGCCCCCAAAUGAAUGGCCAGCUGAUGGAGAAGGUGACGGACAUGGCCGAGGACUUCUUUACCGGUCUGCUGAGGAAGUGUAAGCACCAGGCGCUGGGGGACGGGACGCAGCGGUGCAGCGAUGAGACGUUGCUUGGUGUUCCCUCCAGCAGCAGCAGCAGCAGCAGUGGCAGUGGUGGCAGUGUCCAGUCACCAACCCCGAGAGGCGAUCACCACGACGCGCUGCUGCAGUGGAGGACGCACAUUCCAGCUUACAUGGAGCUUGAUGAUGUUACUGAGCAAGGCCUGUCCACACCCACCACCACCACCACCACCACCACUCCCUUGCAGAGGUCAUUCUCCCUGCCUAAGGGGAAGGAGUCGGCAGCGGUGGAGAAGAGCGUAGGAAGCGCAAGAAGGGGCCGGAAGCACUGCUGUCCCCCGGCCCACACCCCCACCACCACCACGGACUCAGCUUUAUCGCCAAACCAGAAGCUGAGAAGACUCCACUCACCUAAGAGCAAGAAGCAGCUGUUCAUGGAUAAGAGAAGACAGGCACCUCAUGGAAGUCCUCCUCCUCAGGCUCCAUGCGGUACUUAUGACUCUGACAAUCACCAUGCCUCGCUGUUUUCAUCCUCAUCAUUGUCAGAGGGUAGUGGUGGUGAUGGUGGUAGGGGCGAGGGUGGUGGUGGGGCUAGUCUGCAGAUCAGGCCACAAAACAAAGUCCGCACAGUCAGGGUCAGUACAUACAAGAAAGGGAAGUUGCCGGAGAUUGCCACGGACUUACCAAACUUACCAAACACUACUAACUCAGCUUUACCACCACCACCACCACCACCACUACUACUUACAAGGAUCCACAGCUGCUCCUCACACAAGACAUGCAAAGUGGGAACCAGGGAUGAGGAUUUGAAGGAUAUGCAGUCAUCAGAUUCCCUCCCAGAUGAAGUAGCAAUAGACAUCACAGCUGUUCCCUCCACUUCAACAAUGCACAGUACCUCCUCAGAAGAGACACAAGGAAUUAAAGAUAAGGGAAAGAAUAAGGUGAAGUCCGAUUCCUUGAUAGCCAAAAUAAUAAGAGAUGAAACACAUGAUCACGGUGGAAUUUCCUCUCUCAGUGGUGAAAAACAGCAUCCAUAUCACAGUAUCUCCUUACAAGAGACACUUAAUAAAGGAGUUAUUGAUAAGGGAAAGAAUAAUAUGAAGUCCGGUUCCUUGAUAGCCAAAAUAAUAAGGGAUGAAACACAUGAUCACGGUGGAAUUUCCUCUCUCAGUGGUGAAAAACAGCAUCCAUAUCACAGUGGCCUCCCGCAGGAGACUCAGAGCAAGGAAGUGAUAGAUAAAGGAAGGAAUAGUGUAAAAUCAGGCUCCAUAAUAUCUGAAGUAAUAAGGAACGACACACAUGCUCAGGGAGGAAACUUCUGCUCUCCCAACGGUGAAAAACGGCAUCCAUAUCAUAGUGGCUCCUCGCAAGAGACACAGAGCAAAGAAAUGAUAGUUAAAGGAAAGAAUAGUGUAAAAUCAGGCUCCAUAAUAUCUGAAGUAAUAAGGAACGACACACAUGCUCAGGGUGGAAACUUCUGCUCUCCCGACAGUGAAAAAUUUCAUGCAUGUAGCGAUGUUGGCAGUUCGGACGUCAAUGUACGGAACACUGUAUCCUGGCCUCUGCAGCAAAAUAGUCUCAGAAAGUUUAGGCUGCACAAGAGAGGAGAAUUAGUGAAGGUAUGUAAGUCCGAGCAUUCCCCUUCAUCCUCUCUCUCUGUAGUAAAGCCUUUGGACAUACUGAAGGAGUGUAGCCAACGAGUGCAUGCAGCAGAUAAAGAACAGGCACUUAAUAGGCACUGCUUUCAUUUGUAUUACAGGAAAUUAAUACAAAACGCACCUGAGAGUGAUAACGGAGAGUCGCUGGGAGAUGAUACACAGCAGGAGGCUCGUAAUGGAAGCUGCAGUAAUUGGAUUGAUGAGAAAUUAUCCCCAGCCACAGAGGACAUGGAUACAGAAGACACGUAUUCAACCACUGAAGAAGAUGAUUUUGAAGACGUGUAUGUGACAACUGACGAUGAAGACGACCACGAUGAUGAACUCGGUGGCAGCUGCAGUAAUUUUCAUGAUGGGAAAUUUAGACAAAACAUAAAGAAAAAGGACACCAGAGUUAUACGUGCAACUGAUGGUGAACAAGAGGCACUAAAUGGAAGCCGCAGUGAUAUGCAUGAUGAAAAAUUAGAAUCAAGUCUUUCAUUAAGGGAAAAUUUGAUGGUCCAGGAAUUGGCCCCUAAAGAUGAGCCACUUCGAGCCUCGCACCGCUCACCAAACAGUCACUCCCCUACUGAAGAGAAUGAACAGAGGAACCCGUUUGCCGUUAAGAGAGGCUUGAUAAAGGUGAACAAUGCAGCAAGUCAGGAAUCGGCCCCUAAAGAUGAGCCACUUCAAGCCUCGCACCGCUCACCAAACAGUCACUCCCCUACUGAAGAGAAUGAACAGAGGAACCUGUUUGCCAUUAAGAGAGGCUUGAUAAAAAUGAGCAAUGCAGCAAGUCAGGAAUCGGACCCUAAAGAUGAGCCACUUCGAGCCUCGCACCGCUCACCAAACAGUCACUCCCCUACUGAAGAGAAUGAACAGAGGAACCCAUUUGCCGUUAAGAGAGGCUUGAUAAAAAUGAACAAUACAGCAAGUCAGGAAUCGGCCUCUAAAGAUGAGCCACUUCAAGCCUCGCACCACUCACCAAACAGUCACUCCCCUACUGAAGAGAAUGAACAGAGGAACCCAUUUGCCGUUAAGAGAGGCUUGAUAAAAAUGAACAAUGCAGCAAGUCAGGAAUCGGCCCCUAAAGAUGAGCCACUUCGAGCCUCGCACCGCUCACCAAACAGUUUCUCCCCUACUGAAGAGAAUGAACAGAGGAACCCAUUUGCCGUUAAGAGAGGCUUGAUAAAGAUGAACAAUGCGGCAAGUCAUGGAAAUCCCUCUCUAGACCAGUGGAAGGUGCUGAUUCAUCAUCUCAGCACCUCUCACCAGCCCUCAAAGAACCCCAGCAGCACCUCAGAGUAUCCAAAAAAGCUAAAUUGUCACCCCAGUACCUCAUAUCAGCACUCAGGGACCAACAGCACUGCGGACUAUCCAAAAAAGAUAAACUGUCACCCUAGCACCUCAUAUCAGCACUCGGAGAACAGCAACAGCACCUCGGACCUCCCCCAAAAGCUAAACUGUCAACCCAGCACCUCUUCUCAGCACUCAACCAUUGUCAGUAGCUCCAAGAAAAGCACCAGCACUUCAUACCAUUUAAAGGUGCAAAACGGUCACCCCAGCACCUCAUAUCAGCACUCACCACUUGUUAAGGACUCGGAGAAAAGCACCAGCACUUCAUACCACUUAAAGGUGCAAAAUCACUAUUCCAACACCUCUCACCAACACCAGGACUCAAAUACCAGCACCACCUCGAAGUCAGCCAGUCCCGGGUUAGCAAGAGCAAGGGAACCCAACCCCAUAUCAACCCUAGCCAACUCCUUCUGGUCCAUCGUCACGCCCAAGGAGAGACACAAGCUGAGUCUUCGAGGUGCCCCCAGGAAGCCCUACAAGCCCACCAUGAGGCCCAGCACUCUGCAUUGUAGGAGGAACCUGGCUAAGGAAUUCACUGACGGGACUAAGUUGGAUGCGACUGUGCUUCCAUACUCUCCUCCUUUCUCCCCAUUCAGCAAGGACGACUUCCUAAUCUUGGAGUGAACGCUACGCAGUACAAGUCACCAUUCACGGAGACAAGGCAGGAAUGUUCAGGUAGCAGUUACUUUUAUUUUAGUCCUGGAAAGUGUACUAACAAGGGCAGCAUGUAGCAUGGACUAGCACCUACACCUUUACUUAUCACUUAGGUCCUUAUUUUUAAACGUUUUGGGCUCCCACAGUGACUUAACCAAGGCCACAGAGAAGACUAACUGGGUUUUCAUGUUUUUUUUUUCCUGUUUCAAGAUGCAAGUCAUGUAAAACUCUCACUAGGAUCACAAAACAGUCCACGUAAAGCCCACCAACUUCUAUGAGAGGCUUUUCAAACAGGCAAACAGAGGUGCUGAAAUGUUUAAAAAUAUGGGCUUUAGAAUCAUGAGGUACCAAACGGAAUCAUUAUUGAAUGAUAACAUCACAGCACAGUAUGUAUAACUUCAGCACUUGGCUCCCUUCACAGCUGCCUCCCUUCAAAGAAUCCUGCAUUAGUUCUAUAAUUUAUAUUUUAGAAUUUACUGUGAUUGCAUUGGUUUAUCAGUUUGAAAUUGGGUCAGGCCUUGUAUCUGGAUGUUUUGAAUUUUGAGUUUCAUCAUUCUUUUAUGGUUGAAAAUGUUUAGUUUAAAAUUGGGUCAGGUCAUGCAUCUGGGUCUCUUGAAUUUUGAGUUUCUCACUCGUUUAGUUAAAAUUGAUUGUUCCCUGCUCAGGGCCGCACAAAACAGCAUUUCUUUAACAAUUAGUGGAUGGAUAUGGAAUUAAUGUUAGCCACAAUAUCAGUUCAGUGUUUUAUUGCUCAAAUAUCUUGCGAGUUCUUAUUUACAUGUCACUUCAUGCUGUGAACUCAGGAGGUGCACAGUUGUUUUGUUCUUGUACCAGCGAAUGGAUAUGUUGUUUUGUGCUGGCAACUCUAUGUUUUGGCUGUUGCAGCUUUCUUGUUUUGUUGUGGGUGGUAAAAAAUAGGAAUAUGAUUAUGACCUUAAGGAGUAUUUUGGAUCUCAUU